AUGCCCUUAACCACUGUUGAUACCAAUCUCAUUCUCCUUUUCUUGCCGCCGCUCGCUCCGCAGUCAAUUCCCAUUGUUGGCCACGUGGUUGGACUAUCGCGCUACAAGUUCAACUACUAUGUCAGCCUCAGCCAGCAGACGGACUCUCCAAUCUUUACCAUGCCGCUCCCAGGACAAAAGAUGUAUGUGGUGACAAAGCCGGAGCUCAUCCAGGUAGCGCAGAAACAACACAAAACCCUCGCGUUUCCGCCAAUCGAGGCCAAGUUCGCCUCUCAGGUCUGUGGCGCCAGUCUUGAGGCCCAGGCUAUCCUGAACAAAAAUGUUAAUGGCGACGAGGAUGAUCAUGGGUUGUCCAUGGAGUCAUAUUCUGCAAUGCGGUCUGCACUCAGGCCUGGCUCACAGCUCGAUGAUAUGAACCGCUGCAUGAUCCGCGAAAUAGGGGAGUUCAUUGAUGUACUGGAGCCAGCCAAAGGGCAGACCAUGGACAUUGGUCUGUACUCCUGGCUGAGGGAUGUUAUUACAUCUGCGACUACAAGGUCCGUCUAUGGUCCGAUGAACCCGUAUGAUGACAAGGCAAUCGCCGAUGCUUUCUGGGAAUUUGAAGCCGGUCUUAUGUCAGUUCUAGUUGGCUUCCUUCCUUCAAUCACUGCUAGAAAGCCCAUUGCAGCUCGGAACAAGGUUGCUAAAGCAUUCGAAGCAUAUUACAAGGCCGGAGGAGUGCAAAAAGCAUCAGCUCUUGCGCAGAAACGAUAUCAAGCAGAGAUGGACAACAAUGUCCCGCUGGAAGAUAUCGCACGCUUCGAAGUAGGAGGUUCAAUCGCAAUCUUGGUGAACACGGCGCCAGCUGCAUUCUGGACUCUGUUUCUCAUUCACUCUCACCCAGGUCUCCUCACGGAUGUCCGCAGGGAAGUCGAUGCUUGCACCGAGACAACGACCGAGAACGGCGCCAUCCUCAAAACCAUUGACAUAACGACUCUGAAGGGAGCUUGUCCUCUGUUGCUUUCCUGCUACCAGGAAGUCCUCCGUUAUUGCUCCAUGGGCACAUCUGUGCGCGAGGUCAUGGAAGACACAUGUCUCGACCGAUGGCUGCUGAAGAAGGGCGCCAUGCUGCAGAUGCCAAGCCGUGCCGUUCAUCAGGAUGCCAGCCUCUGGGGCUCCAGCGCCGCUGAUUUCAAUCACCGCCGCUUCCUGGCUGAAGAGAAGCAGAAACGUCCGGGCGAGGUGUGCUUCCGCGCGUUCGGCGGCGGCAAGACCCUCUGUCCCGGGCGGCACUUCGCCACCAAUGAGAUCCUUGCUGUCGUCGCCGUUUUCAUUGCGAGACUGGACAUGAAGCCUGUGAAGGGGGGUUGGGAGCUUCCCAUUACUGCUAAUACAAAUGUUGCGGCGGUGGUCAUGGAGCCGGAUCAUGACGUUCGGGUUGAGAUCAAGACACGAAGCGGCUUCGAGGGUACCAAAUGGGCCAUCAGACUGGACAAGUCGGAGAAGAUAUUUGCUAUGGUAAUGGAGGAUGCUGACGCAACGACCGAGUAG
Cryphonectria parasitica EP155 is the source of this 1530-nucleotide messenger RNA. RefSeq names its product cytochrome P450. Bases 1 to 1530 code for a protein of 509 amino acids. NCBI's taxonomy places the organism in Eukaryota, Fungi, Ascomycota, Sordariomycetes, Diaporthales, Cryphonectriaceae. The transcript is spliced from 4 exons. The record is from RefSeq and is a predicted model, not a curated record. Gene Ontology annotation, molecular function: heme binding; oxidoreductase activity, acting on paired donors, with incorporation or reduction of molecular oxygen; iron ion binding.